AUGAAGAUAUCACGGACCAUGAGUCAAAUGAUGGAGGAAUACGAGUCAAAUGAGAGUGAAGACAAAAGAAGUUCGAUUUGGAGUAAGGCAGUAAGUGUUGGGAAGAAGGUUCUUACAGCUGGUGUUGUAGUGUCUUCAGCUCCACUCCUUUUUCCUCCGCUUAUUGUCGCCUCUACCAUCGCCUUCAUCUCCUCGGUUCCGUUUUGUCUCUUCUUGGCUAACUAUGCUUGUACUCAAAAGGUCAUGAGUAGUCUGCUUCCUGCUACUGAAGAAAGAGGUGAAAUUGAGAAUGAUGAAUCUGGAUUUCAGUAUCAUAAGAUUGGAGUUGAUGAGUAUAAACCUUGGAUGGCUACAACUGAACCGACUGACGAAGAUGAGGAGAUGGCGAAAGAGUCAACAAGCUUGAUAGAGAGAAUUAGGGAGGAAGGUCGAGCUGAUAGAAGAACCAUUAAUAAAGAAGUGCAAGAUGGUGAAAAUUCGGAAAAUGCCAAGUCAGAGAAGGUUCAAGAUCAGGCUGGAGAGAAGGAAGCAACUGAAACUGGACGUCAAGGGGAACUUGGGGCCACAACAAAUGAAACUUUUAAGGGAAAGGAUGAGGAAACAUCUUCAAAUGAGCCGGUAGACCAAGCAGUAAUUGCGCCAAGUGGAACCAGGGAAGAGAAACGAAAAAACACAACUAAGAAAAAGAAAAAAACCGGGCGCGCAGUGGAUCUAUCCAAUGGUUUAAGAGGAACAUUUGCAUUUUUGCAGGUGUACAGUGAGGAGCAAAUGUGGGAGAAGAUGGAAGCGUUAAGGAAGGUAGUAGGAUACAGUGUUGCAAGGAGUGACACAUACGCAGAGGAUUUGAAAACUCUUUAUGUUUUCACCGGUGUCGUCGAGCCUCCUCGGUCACAGUUGAUGAACCAGGACGGUCAUGCUAUUGCAAAUGUUAGUGUUAGACUUCGUUUCCUAAUGUCUGUUAUUGGAAUAAACUAG
Molecule: messenger RNA, 975 nt
Organism: Microthlaspi erraticum
Lineage: Eukaryota; Viridiplantae; Streptophyta; Magnoliopsida; Brassicales; Brassicaceae
Source: the annotation of a GenBank genome assembly